AUGGCGGCGUGCCGAAGUCGCGGAAGGGGGAUACCGGAAGUGAGCCGGCGCCUGUCCCCGGAAGCGAGUGCCGAGCUGAGGAAGAUGGCGGCGGCGGCGGGCUCGGAUGGCGGUAGUGGCCCGUGUCGGGAGCCUCCGGCUGCGCGGCCGCCCCUGCUGCCCGCAGGGCCCGCACUGGUCGCGGCCGGGGACGAACUGGUGGCUGCAGUGUGGCCGUACCGGCGCCUGGCCCGCCUGCGCCGCCUCACUGUGCUGCCCUUCCUGGGGCUUCUCUACCCGGCCUGGCUAGGCGCCGCGGCUGCCGGCUGCUGGGGUUGGACGGGCGGCUGGACCGAGGUCCCGGAGGCGGCUCUGCUCACCCUGGCAGCCGUCGGGCUGGCGCACGCGCUCACCGUUCUCUCUGGCCACUGGUCCGUGCACGCGCACUGCGCGCUCACGUGCGCUCCGGAAUAUGAUCCUAGCAAAGCAACCCUGGUGAAAGUGGUCCCGACUCCCAACAAUGGAUCAGCUGAACUUGUAGCCUUGCAUCGAGAUGAGGGAGAAGGCGGGCAGGAGGUGCUGUCCUUUGAGUUUCAGAAGAUCAAGUACUCUUAUGACAGAGGGGAGAAAAAGAAGUUCCUUCCGGUGGCAUUUCCUGUGGGAAGCCCCUUUUCCUGCUACCAAAAUGCCCGUGGCUUUCAGGAAGAUGCAGAAAUCCGAGCAGCUGAAAAGAGAUACGGUACUAACAAGGCAGAGAUGGUGGUGCCUGAGUUCUCGGAGCUGUUUAAAGAGAGAGCCACAGCCCCCUUCUUUGUGUUUCAGGUAUUUUGUGUGGGGCUUUGGUGCCUAGAUGAGUACUGGUACUACAGUGUCUUUACCCUCUCCAUGUUGGUCGCCUUUGAGGCCUCCCUUGUACAGCAGCAGAUGAGGAAUAUGUCAGAGAUUCGGAAGAUGGGCAAUAAGCCAUACAUGAUCCAGGUUUAUCGAAACCGAAAGUGGAGACCAAUUUCGAGUGAUGAGAUCAUACCUGGAGACAUCGUUUCCAUUGGUCGUUCCCCCCAUGAAAACCUUGUUCCUUGUGAUGUGCUGCUGCUGCGGGGCCGCUGCAUCGUAGAUGAGGCUAUGCUCACUGGAGAGUCAGUACCCCAGAUGAAGGAACCAAUUGAGGACCUGGACCCAGAUCAUGUGCUGGACAUUCAAACUGAUUCACGCCUCCAUGUUAUCUUUGGGGGCACCAAGGUUGUGCAGCAUAUUGCUCCUCAGAAAGCCACCACAGGGCUGAAAUCAGUCGACAAUGGCUGUGUGGCCUACGUUCUGAGGACUGGCUUCAAUACAUCACAGGGCAAACUGCUUCGCACAAUCCUUUUUGGAGUGAAGAGGGUGACGGCCAACAACCUGGAGACUUUUAUCUUCAUCCUCUUCCUACUUGUUUUUGCAGUUGCAGCAGCAGCAUAUGUUUGGAUUGAAGGCACUAAGGACCCCAGUAGGAACCGAUACAAGCUAUUUCUGGAAUGUACUCUGAUCCUGACUUCAGUUGUGCCUCCAGAGCUUCCCAUUGAGCUGUCUCUGGCUGUCAACACCUCUCUCAUUGCCUUGGCCAAACUCUACAUGUAUUGUACAGAGCCGUUCCGGAUCCCCUUUGCUGGCAAAGUUCAAGUGUGCUGUUUUGAUAAGACAGGCACCCUGACCAGUGACAGUCUUGUGGUGCGGGGCGUAGCUGGACUCAAAGAUGGGAAGGAGGUGACGCCAGUGUCCAAUAUUCCUGUAGAAACACAUCGGGCCCUGGCCACAUGCCACUCCUUAGUGCUACUGGAUGAUGGCUCCUUGGUAGGAGAUCCUCUAGAGAAAGCCAUGCUGACAGCUGUGGAGUGGACUCUAACCAAAGAUGAGAAAGUUUUCCCCAGAAGUAUUAAAACUCAGGGACUGAAAAUUCACCAGCGCUUUCAUUUUGCCAGUGCCCUGAAGCGAAUGUCUGUGCUGGCCUCCUUUGAGAAGAUGGGGUCCACUGAUCUGUGUUACAUCGCUGCAGUGAAGGGGGCCCCUGAGACCCUGCACUCCAUGUUUUCUCAGUGCCCAAGUGACUAUCAAAGCAUUCAUACUGAGAUCUCCAGGGAAGGGGCCCGUAUCCUCGCUCUAGGAUAUAAGGAACUGGGCCACCUCACUCACCAGCAGGUCCGAGAAGUUAAACGUGAAACUCUUGAAUGUCACCUGAAAUUUGUGGGUUUCAUUGUAGUCUCCUGCCCUCUCAAAGCUGACUCCAAAGCUGUGAUUCGGGAGAUCCAGAAUGCAUCACAUAGGGUGGUCAUGAUCACGGGUGAUAACCCACUUACAGCCUGUCAUGUGGCCCAGGAGCUGCACUUCAUUGAGAAGGAGCACACAUUAAUCCUACAGGCCCCUUCCCAGAAAGGCACCGAGUGGCAGUGGCAUUCCAUUGAUGGCACCAUCAUCUACCCACUCAGCCAGAGCUCCACAAAGGAACUGACUUCAAACCACGCAUUGUGCCUCACAGGGGAUGGUCUUGCCCACCUCCAAGCUUCUGACCAUCAUUACCUGCUCAAGCUCAUUCCUCAUGUGCAGGUGUUUGCCCGAGUCUCCCCCAAACAGAAGGAGUUUGUCAUCACUAGCCUAAAGGAGCUUGGCUACGUAACCCUGAUGUGUGGGGAUGGCACCAAUGAUGUUGGGGCAUUGAAGCAUGCGGAUGUGGGGGUUGCUCUAUUAGCUAAUGCCCCAGAACGGAUAUUUGAAAGGCGUCGAAGACCCAGGGAUGGCCCCAGUGAUGGGAGACUCUCCUUGAGCAGCAGCAGCAGUGUAAGAAUGACCUCUAGGUUGGUUAAGCAUCGGCCUGUUCGGGAGGAGCAAUUGAAUCUUCAGAGGGAGCGUCUCAACCAGGUGUUAAGGGACCUAGAGGAGGACCAUGCCCCUGUUGUGAAGCUGGGAGAUGCUAGCAUAGCAGCCCCCUUCACCUCUAAGCUCUCAUCCAUUCAGUGUAUCUGCCAUGUCAUCAAACAAGGCCGGUGCACUCUAGUCACCACACUACAAAUGUUCAAAAUCCUGGCUCUGAAUGCACUCAUCCUUGCCUACAGCCAGAGUGUCCUCUACCUGGAAGGGGUGAAGUUCAGUGACUUCCAGGCCACGCUGCAGGGCCUACUGCUGGCUGGCUGCUUCCUCUUCAUCUCCCGCUCCAAGCCCUUGAAGACAUUGUCACCUGAGCGACCACUGCCCAACAUCUUCAACUUGUACACAGUCCUGACUGUGCUUCUCCAGUUCCUGGUGCAUUUUCUGAGUCUGAUCUAUCUGUACAAAGGGGCUCAGGCCCGCAGCUCUGACAAGAAAGAGGAGUUUGUGGAUUUGUACAAAGAGUUUGAGCCAAGCCUGGUCAACAGCACUGUGUAUAUCAUGGCCAUGGCCAUGCAGAUGGCCACUUUUGCCAUCAACUAUAAGGGUCCCCCAUUCAUGGAGAGCCUUCGGGAGAACAAGCCUCUUCUGUGGAGCCUCGGUCUAUCCAUUGCUGCUGUUGCUGGUCUCCUGUUGGGCUCUUCCCCUGACUUCAACAGCCAAUUUGGGCUUGUGGACAUCCCUGUGGAGUUCAAGCUGGUGAUUGCUCAGGUCCUGCUGCUUGACUUCUGCCUGGCCCUUCUGGUAGACCGUGUCCUUCAGUUCUUGUUGGGGAGCCCGAAGAUGAAAGUGCCUUCAUGAGUCUGAACUUAGGGCCCUCCUUCCUAGGGCCAUGGAGAGGCGACCACGCGAUCCCAGGGUGGGGGCCUGGAAGAGCCCAGACUGUGUAGGGAGGAGCAGUGAUCACCCCUCCCCAUUGAUGUUCUAAGUGAUGUUCUAGGACAGACUUAAGUGGGAACCUUUUGUACUGUGGGCCCCCUGCUCUAUUCCCUCCCCCUUUGGUAAAUAAAGCAGCAUCAGCGUAUUUUAAAAUUAA
Monodelphis domestica (gray short-tailed opossum) is the source of this 3910-nucleotide messenger RNA. It is a transcript of the gene ATP13A1, whose product is annotated as ATPase 13A1. Gene Ontology annotation, molecular function: ATP binding; ATPase-coupled monoatomic cation transmembrane transporter activity; membrane protein dislocase activity. Gene Ontology annotation, biological process: intracellular calcium ion homeostasis; transmembrane transport; extraction of mislocalized protein from ER membrane. The record is from RefSeq and is a predicted model, not a curated record. Gene Ontology annotation, cellular component: endoplasmic reticulum membrane. Lineage: Eukaryota; Metazoa; Chordata; Mammalia; Didelphimorphia; Didelphidae.